GUGUCGCUAAGCUAAUGCUAACACUGAUGCUAACGGCCGCAGUCGGGCUCCGAGGACGGGCUGGAAGACAGCGGACUACAUCGGCUUCUUGUCUCUUCUGCCGCCCCAAAGCGGAGAACUAACUCCCCGCGGAUUGAUUUAUUUGUUACGGUGGUAACGUCGGCGCGGAUAACAUCGAGUGGAACCUCGCUGCGGCCUUUAUGUAAGGUCAAAGCCCUACGGCAACGGGUCACAGACGGGAGGAGAGACUCGGGAGAAACGCAUCUGGCCUCAGAAGCCGGGAUAAGCUGUGUUUUUAUUUUUUAUUCAGUCCCCCGAUCACAACACCAGCCAAAAAGUCCACUUGCACGCAAACCAUGGAGGCCAUUGCCAAAUACGAUUUCAAAGCCACUGCUGAUGAUGAACUAAGCUUUAAACGUGGAGAAGUCCUCAAGGUAUUAAAUGAAGAGUGCGAUCAGAACUGGUACAAGGCGGAGCUAAAUGGGAAAGACGGCUUCAUUCCCAAGAACUACAUCGAGAUGAAAGCCCAUCCGUGGUUCUUUGGGAAGAUCCCCCGAGCCAAAGCCGAGGAGAUGCUCAACAAACAAAGGCAUGAUGGCGCCUUCCUCAUUAGAGAAAGUGAGAGUGCACCGGGCGACUUCUCCCUCUCCGUCAAGUUUGGCAACGACGUGCAGCACUUCAAGGUUCUCCGUGACGGGGCCGGGAAGUACUUCCUGUGGGUGGUGAAGUUCAACUCCCUCAACGAGCUGGUGGACUACCAUCGCUCCACCUCGGUCUCCCGUAAUCAGCAAAUCUUUUUGCGAGACAUCGAGCAGGUCCACCAGGUAACAGCUGUCACGCAUCCCACAUACGUGCAGGCGCUCUUCGACUUCGACCCGCAGGAGGAAGGAGAGUUGGGUUUCCGCCGCGGCGACUUCAUCCAAGUGCUGGACAACUCCGACCUCAACUGGUGGAAAGGAGGCUGCCACGGCCAGACGGGGAUGUUCCCCCGCAACUACGUCACGCCCGUCAACCGGAACAUGUGAAACCCUCGCCGCCGUCACCCCUCAUUCUAGCUCUCAUCAGCACCCCCCCACCCGCCCCCGCCCCACGGGAAGAAAAGUGAAAGUGAAAGAGGACAGAAGUGCUGUGGUGAGGAUGGGAACUGCCUCGGAGGGGGAAAAGUGCGAAAGUCACCCACAGCAACUUCUGCCUACUUCUUAACAUUCUUGUCUCGUCUUUCCCGUCGCCGCAUGUUCUUUUAAUGAAAACAGAAAAGCAUCAAGAAGCAGCGCUUUUAAAAGAGGAAAAAAAAAAAAAUGUCCAGAAAGAAGGGGAGCAAGCUUCCACGUGAUUGGCUGUACAAAGAAA
Messenger RNA from Nerophis ophidion (straightnose pipefish), 1350 nucleotides. It is a transcript of the gene grb2b, whose product is annotated as growth factor receptor-bound protein 2b. Gene Ontology annotation, molecular function: protein binding. The record is from RefSeq and is a predicted model, not a curated record. Lineage: Eukaryota; Metazoa; Chordata; Actinopteri; Syngnathiformes; Syngnathidae. Bases 357 to 1025 code for a protein of 222 amino acids. The transcript has 6 exons.